UGACCGUGUGGAAACAUCCUCGCGCGCCGGUGUUUGAGCUGUUGCGGUGGAAACACAUGUGAUGUUGUGUUUUUAUAGACAGGAAAAUCAUGGACCUUGGAAAAGCCAAACUUCUGAGAACAGGAUUAAACACACUCCUCCAGGCCAUUCACCCUGUGCAUGGAAUAGCUUGGACUGAUGGGAGGCAGGUUUGCCUCACUUCUUGCUACUUUGUCAAUGGUGAUCCCAAGUUUGGCGACACCAAUGUCAUUGGACAGUUUGAACAUGUCUUGGGACUUUUCUGGGGACCUCUUUGUUGCUCUGGUUCUCCUGCUCUCCUGGCCGUGCAGCACAAGAAGCACGUCACCGUGUGGCAGCUUCAGCUCAGCGCCCUGGAGCAGAACAAGCUGUUGUGCACUCAGACGUGUGAAAUGAGUGAGCCUUUCCCACUGCUUUCUCAGGGCUGCGUCUGGCAUCCCAAGCUAGACAUCUUGGCCGUCUUGACCAAGCGGGACGCCUCUGUCCUGUUUUCCGUGCGUGUGGAUAACAGGCGAGUAAAGGCAGACAUCCGGGGCAGUGGCCUGAUCCACUGUGCGUGCUGGACUAAAGAUGGAACCAGGUUUGUGGUUGCAAUUGGCAGCGCUCUUCAUUCUUACAUAUGGAAUGACAUCCAGAAAAGCUUGGUGGCCUGCUCCUUUUGCCCCAUUUUUGAUGUUGGGGGCUAUAUCUGCGCGAUCGAGUCUACAGACGAGGCUCAGGUAGCCGUAACCACUGAGCUGCCGCUGGACAAAAUCUGUGGGCUCAAUGCUGGUAUUGCCUUUGACCUGCCGAACGAAUCGGACCAGUCUUCUCAGCAGUCUCCAGUAGUCAUGUUGGAUCAGGAUGUUUCUUUGGACUCCAGGAGAAGGUCAUUUGAUUCAGAGCGCUCACUACCUCUAGGGUUCAUCUCGUCCUCCAGUCCCAUUGACCUUACGAACAUUUUGGCUAAGCACAGGAAGUCAGAUCCCAGCCCCCUCAUUCACUUGAGACGGCGGGAUAAUUUGACUGGAACGGGACAAGACUCCUCUCACUUAAUUUUAGUCAAGUAUGAGCGGAAGGUCACCACCACCAGGAAAGUGAGCAUCCCUGGCAUCCUAGUCCCUGACAUUGUUGCCUUUGAUCCCAGAGGGAGCACAGUAGCAGUGGCUUCCAACACCUGCAACAUGGUGCUGAUCUACUCCAUCAUGGCGUCCUCCAUGCCCAAUGUUCAACAGAUUCAUCUGCAGAAGAAUGAGAGACCAAAAGGGGUGUGUUUCAUCAACAGCAAGAUGAUGCUGCUCAUGGUUGGUCGGCAGCGAUCCAACGACCCCGCCUUCCUUCCAUCUUCAAACACGGACAAAUUUGUCCUUCGGCUUAUGGCUAAAGAACUGUUGUUUGACGAGGACACCACCUCUCCAGUUGUACAGAAGCCUGAGUCUCCCAGUAACUUCCACGGGGUCAGGAGACAUUCAGAGAACGUCUCCAAGGACUUGGCAGUGAGGGAUCUUGUCCUUCCAGGAGGUUCAGUAAUCCACUCCCCAAACAGCAGGAGGAAGCUGAUUGAGGAGUUACGCAGCUCAGAGCCCAGUCCGGUGCCAAGCUCAGUUGACUACUCUGACAGAGCCACGUCUAGCACCUCGUCCAUCACUUUGGAAAACUACGACAUGGAUCACAUCAGCCGCAUGGCCACUCUCGCAGUGGCUGGCCAGGCAAGCCGGGAAUCCAGUCGACCGUGUUCCCCACGGUAUGAGCCUUCAGAAAAGCUGCUCUCUGACCCCCCUAUGUUGCAGAAUAGCUGUUCUUCAAAAGAAAAGAACCUGGAGCAGCUAGCACACAACAUGGAGCGGAUAUUUGCACGAUUUGAUGAGGUGAGGCAGUGCCUGACUGAAAUCAAGGACUAUGCCCAGAAUGGGAGAAAACCCUUCAUCAGCUACCCGGCUGCCUCUGAGCCACAGUACAUCCAUGUUACAUGUCAGAAGCAGCUGUCAGAGAAUGUUUACACAGACGAGAGAAGGCCAGUGCUAUUGUAUGAUGGAAGGCUUAGCCUUCGAGUUGUUCAGGAACUCUUCAGCCUGACUGUUGUGGAGAUGAUGCAUGGACCAAUGUGGAUUAUCCUGGUGGCUGAUGCCGAUGGAUUUGUACCGCUCACCUUCAAGCACAAGGAGGAGAUAACAGUACGGAGCGCAACGAGGAGGUGUCCCUUCAAGCCAUUUAGCUGUACUGAUGACGUGUUUCCUGAAAAUGCACAUCCUCCACACACGGAAUAAUGGAAUGGUGAAUUUGUGUUUUAGCCUCUACAGCACAAAGCUGAGGAAUGAGGAUUUACUGGACAUGUUAAAAAGGCUUACGUUAAAGACAAUGCCUCAUAAUUCCUGUUUACAGGGCACUAGUGGCUUUUCUGUAGUGUUGCCAAUGUAAAUCCCUAUAUUGUAUUUUUUGUAUUUCUGAAAGCAAAUAUUGGAGUGCCUGCUUUAACGGAUUUUUUACUGUUAGCAUGCACCUCAAGACACCUCAACAAGUGUUUUGAAUGAAAUCAUUUAUUUUUGUAGAGAUUUCAAAUGAAUGUAUUUCUAAGGCAUGUGUAUAUAUCUGUAUAUGUAUAUGCACGUAACCCUAUAAAUUAUGUUAUUAAUUUCUAUGUCCUUGAUAGAACUUAGUAGCAUUAGUUUUGGAUAUGGUUACAUUUUCGAAAAUGUAUGAAUCUCUCCGAAUCUCUCCCAACUUCUAUGCACUGUGAACCGACAAAUGAACAGCAACUUCAAUAAGCAUAAUUAAAGUCAAAUUAUUUAUUCUUACAUUA
Molecule: messenger RNA, 2797 nt
Organism: Astyanax mexicanus (Mexican tetra)
Lineage: Eukaryota; Metazoa; Chordata; Actinopteri; Characiformes; Acestrorhamphidae
Product: WD repeat and coiled coil containing
Exons: 4
Coding region: 90-2264 (724 amino acids)
Molecular function (GO): kinase binding
Source: RefSeq, a predicted model, not a curated record